UCUUCGUUCGUUAUUGUCACCACGUUGCUCUCCGUCGGUGCGGUCCAACAGCGUAACAAGCAAUCAUGACAGAAGUCGCUCGGGUUUACGCCGUCAUUUGUGCCAUUCUAAUACUGUCGGGAUCCUGCGAAGCGAGUCGGAAACUUUUAGUAUUUCUUAUUGAUGGAUUCCGUUAUGACUAUCUGGAUAAUUUGCAUGAAUUGCCGGGAUUUAAAGAGAUAGUGGAUAAUGGCGUCAAAGUGGAUUAUAUGACUCCAGAUUUUCCUAGCCUCUCUUACCCCAACUACUACUCGCUUAUGACAGGUCGGUAUACUGGAGUGCACCAGAUGACAGGAAACUACAUGUGGGACAAAGACUCAAUGAAGGAGUUCCUCAUUGGUGUUAACCCUGACAGCCGCUUGCCUUUGUGGUGGGAUGGCGCCGAGCCCCUCUGGGUCACAAUGCAGAACCUGAAGAAAAAUGUCUAUAUGUACUAUUGGCCAGGUUGUGAAGUGGAAAUUCUUGGGGUAAGAUCCACUUUUUGUCAGGAAUAUGUCUACAAUCCCUCUGAGAAGAAUCUGACAGAUUCUAUUGAGAAUGCUCUCAAUGUGUUAAAAAAUGGCAAGGCAGACAUGGCUGCCAUUUACUAUGAGAAGAUUGAUGUAGAGGGGCAUCACUUUGGUCCUGGGUCACCUCAGAUACAAAGAGCCAUCCACUCUCUGGACAUAGCCUUUCAACUGCUGAACCGCAGAAUCAAGGAAAAAAACAUGCACGACCUGAAUAUCAUAGUGUUCUCUGACCAUGGCAUGACUGAGAUCCAAUGGAUGGAGAAAAUCAUCGAACUGGAGCUUUACAUCAACAUGUCUGACAUCAUGAAAAUGAUGGACAGGGGUCCAGUUGUCAGUCUGUGGCCCAAACAAGCCAAGUUUGAAGAGGUAUACAGAGCUCUCAGCGCGGUCGACAACAUGAAGGUAUAUAAGAAAAACGAGAUUCCAGACCGAUUCCACUACAAGAGCGGAAAGUUUGUUUCAACGCUCACCCUCGUGGCCGAGCCCGGCUGGUUCAUCACUGAGAGUAAAUCUACGUUGCCUUUCUGGAAUAACGGCACAGAGGGGGCAGGAUGGCAGCACGGAUGGCACGGCUAUGACAAUGAGUUUGUGGACAUGAGGGGCUUCUUUUUGGCACAGGGACCAGCCUUCAAGAAAAACCUGCGUGCAGGACCUAUACGAGCUGUGGAUGUGUACAAUGUGAUGUGCAAAACUUUGGGGAUUGAGCCUCUACCCAACAAUGGUUCAUGGUCCAGAGUGGAGUUUAUGUUAAGCGGAUCUGGCAACCCGAUUCGGCCCAGUCUUCUAAGUGGCCUUUUAUUGGUACUACUGGUACUGCUGCAAUCUCUUUAUUACUAAGACAUUCCUGCACCAACACUGGUGAAGAAAUAACUCAGACUGAGAACAGCUCAAUGGCAGAAACCCUUGGAGAGAACAACAUCACAUCUGCUACCCAGCCAAAGACAUUUUUUGAAAAAAUGUAUAUUUUAGUGUGUGUCAGGGGAUGAACGUAUCAAAUCUACAUUUUCUUUAUCCCUCACUUUUUUUAUGGCACAUGUAUUUUCCAAUCUCCGCUUUUGUCCAUAAAUACAAUUUGCAGCAGUGCAGCUCUGUUAUU
This is a messenger RNA of Chanos chanos (milkfish), 1644 nucleotides long. It is a transcript of the gene enpp6, whose product is annotated as ectonucleotide pyrophosphatase/phosphodiesterase 6. The record is from RefSeq and is a predicted model, not a curated record. NCBI's taxonomy places the organism in Eukaryota, Metazoa, Chordata, Actinopteri, Gonorynchiformes, Chanidae. Bases 66 to 1385 code for a protein of 439 amino acids. Gene Ontology annotation, cellular component: plasma membrane. The transcript is spliced from 8 exons. Gene Ontology annotation, molecular function: glycerophosphodiester phosphodiesterase activity. Gene Ontology annotation, biological process: lipid metabolic process; choline metabolic process.